ACACAACCAGGUUUUUUGGGGGGUGAGAGGUCGGCUACAAUCUUUUCAGCUCGCUUCAGGGUCCUGGAGGGACGGCAGAUUCCGGCCGAUCACCCUUCCUGCUAUAGUUAUUUUUUAUUUUGCCUUUUUUAUUUUGUACUCCGUUAUUAAUCUACCUGAGUGUGGAUAAUUGGUGCUGUCGAAAUUCCAUCACUAUCUUCUGUCCAUGAACGCACCGUAAAGUCCACGGUCCCUUUAAACCGAAGCUCCUCCUCUUCCGGCGUGUCCACGUCAUCUCCCACCACAAACAAACAUGGCGACGCGCUGCACCGGCGCGGCUACUCUGGCCGCGUUUGCUGUGAUUUUGUCCGUUUUUGUGGCUCUGUCCGCUUCCGGUUCCGGUGUAACGUGGCCGGUCGUGUCUCUGGCCGUCGUCGCCGGACUGGCGUCGCUGUGGCUGCGGCGGCGGGACGACGGGACCGAGCGGCGGGUCUGCGUGCUGGUGCUGGGGGAUCUGGGUCGCAGUCCCCGGAUGCAGUACCACGCGCUGUCCCUCAGCAAACACGGAUAUCACGUGACCUUUGUGGGGUUCUCAGAAACGAAACCUCACGAUGACGUUCUGAGACAAGAGAGAAUAAAGAUGGAGCCCAUAAGAGAAGUGAAAGGAGUUCAAGUUGGACCAAAGAUCUUCACGUACGUGACGAAGGUGAUUCUUCAGACUCUGCAGCUUCUUCUUGUUCUGCUGAAGAUGGAGACUCAGUCUCAUAUACUGAUGCAGAAUCCUCCUGGCCUGCCCGGCAUGGCGGUGGCCUGGUUGGUGUGCGUCCUGCGCGGCAGCAGGUUCGUCAUCGACUGGCACAACUACGGCUUCAGCAUCAUGGCGCUGAGCCUCGGGGGGGCGCACCCGCUGGUCCGGCUGGCCAAGUGGUACGAGCGCUUCUUCGGCCCUCUGGCCGCUCGCAGCCUGUGCGUUACCACGGCGAUGAAGGACGACUUGCAGAAGAACUGGGGCAUCAGGGCGACGACGCUGUACGACCGGCCGGCCUCCGUCUUCAGGGAGACGCCGGUGAGGAGGCGGCACGAGCUCUUCGUCCGGCUGGCCGACGCCCAUCUUCAGUUCCAGAACAGCGGGUGUGUGGAGGACGAGCGGGUGGAGGGGACACUCUUCUCCGUCCGUGACCUCAGUGAGGACGCGGUGACCUUGAGGGCGGAGCGACCGGCGCUGCUGCUCAGCAGCACCAGCUGGACAGAGGACGAAGACUUCUCCGUCCUCCUGGACGCCCUCGAAGUUUACGAAGGAUUCAUCAACGCAGGAGCAGCUCUGCCCCCCCUGCUGUGUGUCAUCACAGGUAGGGGUCCUCAGAAGGAUCACUACAUGAAGCUGAUCGACUCCCUCCGUUUGGAGCACGUGAAGAUCUGCACCCCGUGGCUGGAGGCCGAGGACUACCCCGUCUUAUUGGGUUCAGCCGAUCUGGGUGUUUGUCUCCACAAGUCUUCCAGCGGUCUGGAUCUACCCAUGAAGGUGGUGGACAUGUUCGGCUGCUGCCUGCCUGUCUGUGCCGUCCACUUCAACUGUCUACACGAGCUGGUGAAGCACGAGGAGAACGGUCUGGUCUUCAGAGACUCUCAGGAGCUCGCCGAGCAGCUCAAGUCGCUCCUCUCAGGGUUUCCCGCCUCAGACGGCCGACUGGGGGCCUUCAGGAGGAACCUGCGGACCAGCAGGGGACAGAGCUGGGACGACAACUGGGACCAGAACGUCCUGCCGCUGAUCGCGCCGCCCUGACGUCAAAGAUUUUCAGAAUAAAACUCAUCUGAAUGUAGUUACUGACUUAAGAGAAUUAUAAACCAUUAUUACCUUUAAUGCUCAUAAGGACUUUCACUGUUAAAAAACCCUUUCAUUCCGGUGUUUUGAUUUUUUUUCUACCUAAAUGACUUUGAAACGAUGUACAUUUGUAUAUAAAAUCUUUAUUGUG
This is a messenger RNA of Pungitius pungitius (ninespine stickleback), 1952 nucleotides long. It is a transcript of the gene alg1, whose product is annotated as ALG1 chitobiosyldiphosphodolichol beta-mannosyltransferase. Bases 293 to 1762 code for a protein of 489 amino acids. The transcript is spliced from 13 exons. Gene Ontology annotation, molecular function: mannosyltransferase activity. The record is from RefSeq and is a predicted model, not a curated record. Gene Ontology annotation, cellular component: endoplasmic reticulum. NCBI's taxonomy places the organism in Eukaryota, Metazoa, Chordata, Actinopteri, Perciformes, Gasterosteidae.